Messenger RNA from Solanum verrucosum, 2796 nucleotides. Its product is annotated as CRM-domain containing factor CFM3, chloroplastic/mitochondrial. The transcript has 10 exons. The record is from RefSeq and is a predicted model, not a curated record. NCBI's taxonomy places the organism in Eukaryota, Viridiplantae, Streptophyta, Magnoliopsida, Solanales, Solanaceae. Gene Ontology annotation, molecular function: mRNA binding. Bases 60 to 2525 code for a protein of 821 amino acids. Gene Ontology annotation, biological process: RNA splicing, via transesterification reactions.
UUGGUGUGUUCAAGCUAUGGCGACUUGGCGAUAAGAAUUCAAGAAUAUACAGUUUGUUCAUGGCCGCUAUGGCGUCUACGCCAUUGUCGUUUGAUUACAUUUCUUCGAAGCAGCUUCAAUUUUCAAUUCCCUUACCCAAAAUUCAAGCUUGGCACAGCUGUAGAGCUAAAAAUUUAGUAAGAGUUUAUUGUUCUUCUCCCCAAACAAUUCAUUCGAACAAAGACAAGCAAAUCAAUGAGAUAAAGAAGCAGAGGAAACCCAGACCAAGCUUUGUUAAACAAGUUCAAGAUAAAUGGUCCGUAAAACCCACUUCAUUGAGGGAGAAAUUCCCUUGGCAAGAAGGCAAUUCAGUAUCAGUAGAAGAAGUUGUAGAACGACAAGUCCAGUUUUCUGAGUUAGAAAAUCCAGUAGUAAAUGAGUCAGUAAGUUCUGGUUCAAGAGUUAAGGUUAAUUUAGCUCCUUGGGUUCAUGGAAAACAACCCAAAAUAUCUCAGGUUGGUGAAAGCAGCAGUGUUGGUAAAUCUCUUGAGAAUUCUGAAGAUAUUGGGUCAAUUAGGGAGGAGCAAAAAUCUUUAAAUAAACAAGUAAAUUUUGAUUGUGCCCCUUUGAGGUCACCACAGCAGCAAGAUUUUGAAAAAGAUAUCAAAUUGGAAUCAAAGGCUGAAGCCCGUGUUGACAAGGGUAUUACUAAUGCUAAAGAUUCAGUAAGACUGCCAUGGGAAGGUGACAAGUUGAGAAAAAAUAAUGCAGAAUUGGCAGAGAAAUUGAUACCUGAGGCUCAACUGAAGAGGCUUAGGAAUGCAGCUUUGAGGAUGGUGGAGAGAAUAAAGGUUGGGUCAGGUGGUGUAACACAGGAACUUGUGGACUCCAUUCAGGACAAGUGGAAAGUGGAUGAGAUUGUUAAAUUGAGAUUUGAAGGUCCUCCUUCACAUAAUAUGAAGAGGACACAUGACAUUCUAGAGCAUAGAACGGGAGGAUUGGUGAUUUGGAGAUCAGGCAGUUCCAUAGUGCUAUACAGAGGAAUAUCAUACAAGCUUCCUUGUGUACAAUCAUUUACUUCAAAAAACCAUGAUGUUGAUGAAUCAGAGUAUCCAAACAAUGAUAGUUGUCAAAGCCUUGGAGUCAAAUGCUUAAAUGAAGCUGCUGAAAGGCCAAGAAAUGGUUCCACUGAGCUGUCUAGUGAAGAAAUAGUGGAUUUAAGCGAGCUCAACAUGAUUUUGGAUGAAGUUGGUCCACGAUUUAAAGAUUGGUCGGGUCGUGAACCACUGCCUGUUGAUGCUGAUCUGUUGCCUGCUGUUGUUCCUGGAUAUAGACCUCCUUUUCGCCGUCUUCCUUAUGGAGCUAAACUUAACCUAAAAAAUAAAGAAAUGACAUACCUACGCAGAACUGCGAGAAUUAUGCCCCCUCAUUUUGCUUUAGGAAGGAACAGACAACUGCAAGGUUUAGCUGCAGCCAUGGUGAAGCUCUGGAGAAGAAGCGCUAUUGCCAAGAUAGCCAUAAAACGUGGUGUGCUAAAUACAAGCAAUGAAAGAAUGUCAGAAGAACUUAAGGUAUUGACCGGAGGAACACUACUCUCCAGGAAUAAGGAUUAUAUUGUCUUUUACAGGGGUAAUGAUUUCUUGCCACCUCGUGUCACAGAAGCGCUUGAAGAAGCAGAGAGAAAAAGUGAUUUCUUGCAGGAUCAAGAAGAACAAGCACGGCAAAGAGCAGUAACCUCUAUUGAUUCUGAUACUAGAGCUCCUAAAAGACCAUUGGUUGCUGGAACACUUUCUGAAACUAUGGCAGCCACUUCACGCUGGGGAAACCAACCUAGUAUUGAAGAGAGGGAGAAAAUGAUGAGAGAUGCAGCUGUAGCAAGGCAUGCUUCUCUGGUGAAGUAUCUUGAAGAGAAGCUAGCCCUUGCAAAAGGCAAGGUCAAAAAGGCAGAAAAUAUGUUACGUAAAUUGCAGGAAAAUCGGGAACCAUCUGAGCUGCCUACUGAUUUGGAAAUAUUAUCUGCUGAGGAAAGGUUUCUUUUCCGCAAAAUGGGUCUUAGCAUGAAACCUUUUCUUCUUCUAGGGAGGCGAGAUGUUUUUGAUGGAACUAUAGAGAAUAUACAUUUACAUUGGAAAUAUCGGGAGCUUGUAAAGAUCAUUGCGGAGAGGAGGAAUACAGCACAAAUAAAACACAUUGCAAUUACUCUUGAGGCUGAAAGUGGUGGCCUUUUGGUAUCUAUAGAUAAGACUACCCAAGGCUAUGCAAUUAUACUCUAUCGUGGGAAAAAUUACCAGCGUCCUAAUGAAUUCAGGCCCAAAAAUCUUCUGACUAAGAGACAAGCAUUGGCCCGUUCAAUUGAACUUCAAAGACGUGAGGCACUUAAGCAUCACAUAACAGCGUUGCAGGAUAAGAUUCAAAACUUGAAGUCUGAGCUAGAAGAUACGAACAUGGUUGAGGAGAUUGAUGAGGAGACCUUAUUCUCGAGAUUAGAUGCAUCUGAUGAUGAGGAUGAUAUGGAAAAGCAAUUCGAUGCGGAGGAUCAGAACUAGUAAUAGUCGAAUGCUUUUAAAGAUGGUGUUGCAUUGUUGCUCAACCGAGGCUGCAGGUGCAGAAAAUCCUCCAAUGAAGAAUCUGUUUGUGAAAUCAUUUGUCACUCAUUCCACAAAAAAGAAAAGGAUCUGUUGGUUAACGAUUAAAAAGGAAAAGGAUCUGCUGGUGAAAUUUGACCUGUCUAGUAAGUGCUGUUACACAAUAAACUGGGGACUGGCUAGUUUCAUUUUUGUGUUUGAAGUGAGAACUAGAAUGAGUACAUUGUUCAUU